Messenger RNA from Cololabis saira (Pacific saury), 1462 nucleotides. It is a transcript of the gene clic2, whose product is annotated as chloride intracellular channel 2. Gene Ontology annotation, molecular function: chloride channel activity. The record is from RefSeq and is a predicted model, not a curated record. Gene Ontology annotation, biological process: chloride transmembrane transport; negative regulation of ryanodine-sensitive calcium-release channel activity. NCBI's taxonomy places the organism in Eukaryota, Metazoa, Chordata, Actinopteri, Beloniformes, Belonidae. The transcript is spliced from 6 exons. The coding region runs from base 267 to 1001 and encodes 244 amino acids.
GCUUUUAAAGUAUGCUCAGAGCGAUAGCCUCCAAGGAACCCACAGACAAGCUCAAGAGGGAGGGAGGUGUUAUUCUUUCUCCUGACAUCUAACACCACCAGAGUGUACUUGAAAGCAGAGCAGUUGUUCAAGGGGACUUUCUUAUAAGCUUUCUCCCUCCUGAUUUGUGGAUUUUUGAAGACCCUGAAAAAAUCUACUGAGGGAGACUCUUUUGGCUGGAACACUUGUUUUUGACUCCAAAAACGUGAAUAAAACUUUUUUGAAAAAUGGCUCUUCGGCAGAACUCAGAAAAGGAGGCAAGCAUCGAACUUUUCAUUAAGGCUGGACAUGAUGGUGAAAAUGUGGGGAACUGUCCCUUCUGCCAGAGGCUGUUUAUGGUGCUGUGGCUGAAAGGAGUCAAGUUUACAGUGACCACCGUUGAUAUGAGGAAGAAACCAGCCGAGCUCAAGGACUUGGCCCCUGGCACGAAUCCUCCGUUUCUCCUCUACAAUGGCACUCUCAAGACCGACUUCAUCAAAAUCGAGGAGUUUCUUGAGCAAAUGCUAGCUCCUCCCCGGUAUCCUCAUCUCAGCCCACUGAACAAAGAGUCUUUUGAUGUGGGUGCUGACAUUUUUGCAAAGUUCUCUGCCUAUAUCAAGAACAGUCCAAACAAUGCUUUGCAGGAGAAAAACCUGCUGCGGGAAUUCAAGCGACUGGAUGAUUACCUGAACUCGCCGCUUCCUGAGGAGAUCGACCACAACUCCACAGAAACCAUCACCGUCUCCAAAAGGAAGUUCCUGGAUGGCGACCGUCUCACCUUAGCUGACUGCAACCUUUUACCCAAGCUGCACGUAAUCAGGAUUGCUGCCAAGAAGUACUGCGACUUUGACAUUCCUCAGCAGUUCACUGGUGUCUGGAGAUACCUUGAACAUGCCUAUCAAAGAGACGAGUUUAAACAGACGUGUCCAGCCGACAUCGAGAUCGAGAAGGCUUACUUCAGUGUGGCCAGCAGGAGGACAUAAACUUUGCAAUCUCACUCGUUACUGUUUUGAUUGACUCAAACAUGCCCGUGUGUGCAGACGUGAUGAUCUGUGGACAGCACUACUACCAUGACAAUGAACUGUGAGGAUAAGACACCCUACAAAGCCUUGAUCUGAUAACAUACUUUAAUAUUGUGUUUUAUUGGUUGUCUGCAUUCACUGACAAUCUAUAGUUACUCAGAGGCAAAAAAAGACCAAAUGUGCAAUUGACUAUGGAUUAUGACUUUUCAGAACGUUUGUUUUAAGUGUAAAUAGUGAUAUUUUUCCAGGCUUUUUACAAUCAUACAUCAAGAUGAAAUAUAAGUGAUUGUGUUAUUCUGAGGAGCAGCUGCAGAAACAGUUUGUUUUUAUGCAAAUUAUAUAAAAUCUUUACUCUUUGUCCAAGUAGAGUUUGAUUUGGUGAAUUUGCCUCACUAACACACUAAUAAAAAUUGUCACACUCA